Molecule: messenger RNA, 1539 nt
Organism: Candidozyma auris
Lineage: Eukaryota; Fungi; Ascomycota; Pichiomycetes; Serinales; Metschnikowiaceae
Exons: 1
Coding region: 1-1539 (512 amino acids)
Biological process (GO): transmembrane transport; cytosine transport
Cellular component (GO): plasma membrane; fungal-type vacuole membrane
Molecular function (GO): nucleobase transmembrane transporter activity
Source: RefSeq, a predicted model, not a curated record
AUGCUGGACAAGGAGAAAACUUUGGGCGUUAGCAUCGAGGAUAGGACCUCGCUUGAUUCGCUUGAAAGAUCGCUGGGGGAUUCAGGCAAGACGCAUACUUACGAGACCAAACUCAAUGUGUUUGACAGAUGGGCAUCUAAGCUUAAUGCUGAGACCAAGGGAGUAGAUGUGGUGCUUGACGAGGAGAAGACAGAUACCUCCGUAUGGAACGCUGCGUCCAUGUGGCUCUCUGCCAACUUGGUGAUUGCCACCUUCUCGUUGGGUGCAUUGGGGAUCACUGUUUAUGGUCUUUCGUAUUUCCAAUGCGUGAUGAUUAUCAUUUUCUUUUCGUUCAUGGGUGCUGCCCCCACGGCGUUUUUCUCCAUUUUCGGAUGCCGCUUGGGGCUCCGUCAGAUGAUCGUUUCCAAGUACCUUGUGGGUAACUAUGGAAUGAGGAUUUUCGCUUUUAUCAACAUGAUUGCCUGUAUUGGAUGGGGUGCUGUGAAUAUCAUGGCUUCUGCCCAGUUAUUGACCAUCGUGAACAAUGGCGCUUUACCUCCGUGGGGCGGAUGCUUGAUCUUGGUCGUGUGUACCAUCUUGGUGUCUUUCUUUGGCUAUCACGUAAUCCACUACUACGAGCGAUGGGCGUGGAUUCCAAACAUGGCUAUCUUCAUUGCCAUCAUUUGCCGCAUGGCCAUGGCAAAGACCUUUACCUGGGGAGAAACCAAAGGGGGCCAAACUGUUGCUGGAAAUGUUUUGUCAUUUGGCGGUACCGUUUUCGGAUUCACUUGUGGCUGGACCACUUUUGCUUCCGAUUAUACGGCCUACCAACCUCGCAAUGCCAACCCAUAUCGGAUUUUCUUUGGCAUCUUGGCUGGCCUUUGGACUCCUUUGUGUUUUGUGUUGCUCUUGGGUGCUGCUUGUGCUACGGGCACUUUGACCAACGACGACUGGAAGACCCAGUAUGAGGAGCACGCUGUUGGAGGACUUGUAUACUCCAUUCUCGUCGAGAACUCACUCCACGGCUUUGGCCAAUUCUUGUGUGUUUUGUUGGCUCUUUCCACUGUGGCCAAUAAUAUUCCCAACAUGUAUUCCAUUGGCAUGAGUGCCCAGGCCUUCUCUUCUUACUUGAAGAAAGUGCCUCGUGUGGUUUGGACUAUUGGCGGCAACUUUAUCACUUUGGCCAUCUGCAUCCCAGCAUACUAUCACUUCGAGUCAGUCAUGGAGAAUUUCAUGAAUUUGAUAGGCUACUACCUAUCCAUUUACUUGGCCAUGAGUUUCUCUCAGCACUUCAUCUGGAAUAAGGGCCGCUGGUCUGCGUAUGACUAUAUGAGCUACAUGGACAAAAAUGCCUAUCCAGUGGGAUUAGCUGGUAUUUUUGGGUUCUGCUGUGGCGCUGCUGGCGUCGUUCUAGGUAUGAACCAGCAAUGGUACAGUGGUGUCAUAGGAAGGCGGAUAGGGGAAAGAGGUGGUGAUAUAGGAUUCGAGUUGGCUGCCACAUUUGCUUUUAUUGGCUUCAAUCUAAUGAGACCAAUUGAAAUCAGGUACUUAGGGAGGUAG